AUGACCCGCACCUCCGAGGACCUUCCGCCGACGUACGAGGAGUCCGAGCUGGAAUCUCCACCACCGGUAUCGCCACCACCGGUAUCGCCUCCAAGCUCGGCCACCAAGGCCGUCGCCCCUUUGACGCUCACUGAGACCAACUCGUCCAUCAAGGGGACUUAUGCGGUGAGCCUCACGGGCUCUAACAGCGGCCCAGACGUCAAGAUGCACUCGACGAACGGGUCUGUUAUCGCCUCCCUCUGGUUGCACGGGUCUAUUGAUCGCCCCGCUGAAGUCGAGAUCACGACCACUAACGGACGUGUCGACUUAACCGUCCAGCGGCCUGCUGGCAUCGCUAUCGAUGUUCAGGCUAGGAGCCUCAAUGGGUCCGUGACGCUCAGUCUGCCAGACGACUUUGACGGGCUGGUCACGAUGCGCUCGACGAACGGCCGGAAAAGGCUCGUAGGGAUGGAUGGCGUCAUCUUACCGAACGAGGGCCACGACAAGAGCAUCACAUAUCGGGUGCGUCCGCGGUCCGAUGGUAGGUCGGGCCCUAGCGUGGGAUCUGGCCACCCGAGGACUGGCGACGACAAGAGCCACUUGAACAAGGAGGAGCAGGAGUACGCCCGCUUCCGCGAGGCUCCAAAGAACCGCGAGGACGACCCCAACGACAAGGGACCCGACCGCGUCAGCGCUUCCUCGGAUAACGGAGGCGUGCGCGUGCAGUACAUCGGCCACGAGGGGGAGGGUGGUGGCGGCGGCAGUGGCAGCUCGUCAUGCUGCAUCAUGUAG
This is a messenger RNA of Cutaneotrichosporon cavernicola, 771 nucleotides long. RefSeq lists its product as uncharacterized. Bases 1 to 771 code for a protein of 256 amino acids. The transcript has 2 exons. Lineage: Eukaryota; Fungi; Basidiomycota; Tremellomycetes; Trichosporonales; Trichosporonaceae. The record is from RefSeq and is a predicted model, not a curated record.